Messenger RNA from Thalassophryne amazonica, 13080 nucleotides. RefSeq names its product sacsin-like. Lineage: Eukaryota; Metazoa; Chordata; Actinopteri; Batrachoidiformes; Batrachoididae. The record is from RefSeq and is a predicted model, not a curated record.
UUUGUCUGGCUGCUUUAAAAGUGAGGAGUAAGAAGCACGGUAUCUGUUUGUGAAGAUGAACCGAGAUGAACACAGCAGGAUGCUGACAUGAUCGAUCAGGAAGGAUGAGUUCGAAAACAAAGAGAAAAUCCCGGAGUUCCUUUGGGGCAACCGCCCCACCCUUCAUCGACUACCUAAAAGAUAUUCUUCAUCGAUAUCCAGAUGGUGGACAAAUUUUGAAGGAGCUGAUUCAAAAUGCAGAUGAUGCUGAAGCCACAGAGGUGGUUUUCAUCCACAAUGAAAGAAACUACGGCACUGAGAGCCUUGAGAUCAACGGGUUGGAAAAAUACCAAGGUCCAGCUCUCUAUGCCUACAAUGCAGCAUUCAGUGAAGAUGACUGGAAAGGCAUUCAGGCUACAGGGAGGAGUGUCAAACGCAAUGAUCCUCACAAAGUCGGGAGGUUUGGGAUUGGCUUCAACUCUGUCUAUCACAUAACAGAUGUGCCGAGUAUCUUCAGUUCAGAGUACCUUGGCUUGCUCGACCCUCAGGAACUGUUUGGGAAAGGGAACGGAGGCUUUCAGUGGUCUUUUGCUGAUGCAGAUGACCAAGAAUCUCUGAUGAAAUUGCAUGAUCAAUUCCAACCCUUUCGGGAUAUUGUUUCACUUGUAACCACACAUGAUUGGCCCAAAGUCAUCUUAGAGGAUCAUUACUUUGAUGGAACAAUUUUUAGAUUCCCUUUGCGCAGUGAGGCAUCAGAUGUUUCUGAUAAUCUGUAUGACUCUGAUAAGGUUGCUCAUCUUUUCGAGAGCUUCAUUGCAGAUGCAACACUAAACCUCCUGUUCCUGAAAAAUGUGACUUCCGUGUCCUUAAUGCGGUCCGUUGAUGGCACAGUCAGCAACAAACUUCAAGUGACAUCAUCUGUGUCCACAGAUGUUGGUUUGGAGUUGGGAGAUGAGUCUCUGGUCAAAGGUUCAACAUGCUUCAAAUCAAUAAUCCUCAACUCACAAGACCACAAAAAAACAAAGUGGCUUGUGACAACAUGCUACCUGAAAGAGGGCAUUGUGGAUCAAAUGGAUUCCCUCGCAGAGAAGUUGUGCUUUUUGCCUCAAGUUGACUUGGCUUUCCCUUGUGACGAGAAGAGAGUUUGUGAAAACAGCAGACUGAGCUGCUUUCUCCCACUGCCAAAUAAUGAUUCCAACAAGACGGGGCUUCCAGUUCAUGUCAAUGCCUGUUUUGGCCUCACAGACAACAGAAGAUACAUCAAGUGGCAGGAGGAAGACCAGAAGUAUGAUGAGUAUGCUUUGUGGAAUGAGUUGCUCAUAAAGGAGGUGCUUCCAGAGACAUAUCUGGUCGUCCUUCAAAAUGCCAUCAAAUUGUCCAAAGACUCUGUCUUGCCUGUCACUUCAGUCUAUGACCUGUGGCCAGACCUUGCCCACAUGCAGCACAAAGACAGAUGGCAUACAGUUGCUCUUGAUGUUCUUCAUCUUUUAUUCACAAAGAAGACGGCUGUCCUCUCUCUGGCCAAAGAUGAGAAGUUUGUGACACCAUCAGAAGCAGUGUUUCCCUGCAAUAGUUCAACAAGCCCUCAGAUAAUAGCUGCCAUCAAGAGGAUUUUGAUUUCUUGUGGGGAAAACCUCGUCACCCUCUCAGAUAGGGUUGCAAGAGCUAUAAAAGACACCUAUCCACAUCGCAGCACCCUCAAACAUGUGACUCCAGCAUUCCUAAGGGACAUUCUCCGCAAGAUAGGUGUACAUAACAUCUCCAAAGAGGACAAGCUAUGUUUUUUGGAGUACAUUUUGAGUGACAAAAAAUACACAGAACUGCAUGGACUUCAUCUGCUUCCACUCAGUAAUGGCACUUUCAAAUCGUUCACGGACAGAGAGGAAGACCUCGCUUUGAUCGACAGCAAGGAAUUCCCAAGAAUGUUGCUGCCAUUCUGCAAAAACCUCUUCAUCCCAGAUGACCUCCCUCCAGUCUGCAGUGCUCAUCUGGAAGAACUGUCUAGAAAAGAUUUAUUCAACGUGAUCAACAUUGAUGCACAGCAUGUGGCUGCAUAUGCAAAGGAGUACAUGCCACAGGACUGGAAACAGACAACGAUGCAACAGGUCACCUCGCAGUUUGGCAGCAGCCACCAUCCACCCUUUGUGUGGCUCCAAGAAUUCUGGAAAUUUCUCAACUGUCACUUCAACACGUUAAGUUGUUUCAUUGGCAUGCCGUUAAUACCAGUCCAGCCAUUUGAGAGCGUCAGUGGGUCUGUCUUACUAGCAAGGCUACAAGAGAAUGCAACCCUCAUCUUUCAGAAAAACAAUCAGAUCACCUUGCCAGAUCACAUUGUUCAGCUGGUGAAGAAAGUUGGUGGGACAGUUGUGGAAGGAAAUGCCUGGCUUAAGCAUCAAGACCUGGAGUCUUACGUGAUGUGUCCAUCGCCAAGGAGUGUCUUAAAAGUGUUUGCAAAUUUACAUUAUCAGCAGGUCAAUAGAGAACUCAAGACCACCUCUCACAAAGAACUCGAAGGGCUGAAAAACUAUCUCUCUCAUCUCGAUUCGCUCUCCAGUACUGAGAAAAAUCUCCUCUCAGAGUUACCUCUGUUCCAAAACAUGAAGGGUUUGUGGGUGGCAGCAAAAUCAAAACAGGCUCUACUCUUAAAUUCUGGUUUGAAGGUACCAAGCAAUCUCCCCAUUCAUGAUUCAGUUGUGCAGUGUGUAACCGAGGCUGAUCGGAGGCUCUUACAUAUGCUCAACAUUAAUCUCCUGGACACAGCUCAAGCAGCUAAUCUCCUCAUUGAUUGCAUUGAGAAGAGGACAUGCAGAAAUGAAGACACAGAGAAAAUCAUGAUUUGGAUUUUACAACAUGGUAAUGUCCUUUUCUCUCAAAGUCAGACCUUGAAACAUCGAUGUGAGAACUUGAGUUUCAUUGAAGUGAAUGGUCAACGUAAAAAGGCCUCAAGCUGUUUUGAUCCAAGAAUUAAAACCUUCAAAGUCAUUUUUGAGUCUUACUUGUUCCCUCCAACAAAAUACACCGCGACACCCCCGAUGCUUGAGAGCCUAACAGAUCUUGGGUUAUUAACUAAAGAAAAGGAUGUGUCACCAGAGCAUUUGCUACAUGCUGCCACACUGAUUGACAAACUACAUGUUGAAUCUCCAAAGGAGGCUGUCAGAAGAGCUCAGGAACUUUUGAGAAUACUGGAUGUUCAUGAUCUCCUCUCUAAAUUUUCUCAACAACAGCUGCAUUGUCAAAUGUUGAAAUGGAUGCCAUGUGCUAAACCAGGUAAUGACAAAAAGCACUGCAGCAAGAAAUCUCAGGAUACCAUUUUUUUCUGCCCAGAUGACAUAAGACAUUCCAAGUAUGAGGACAUUGUUGAGUAUGUCAUGCCUCUGAUGGGAAAGCUCAGUGACAGAGUUAGCAACAGACUUGGACUCAACCGUUUGCCUCCACCUGAGAAAGUGGUAGAAAAUUUGUCAGUCUUGACAUCGAGAGCACAAACGAUGCACAAUCCAGAUACCAAUGUGGAUUUCAAAAGGAAGUUGCACAGCAUUUAUAAACACAUGCAAGAACACAUCCAUAAAUUUGCAACAUUGAUGAACAAGAAAACAUGCUGGCUUUGGAACCACAACCACUUUGUUUCACCUCAAGAUCUUGUUGAAGACUAUCCACCCAAUCUAGACCUGAGCUCUCAAAUCGGGAAGGUGCCGAAAGAAUUUCUGCCAUACGGCAAGAUGCUGAGGGAGUUUGGCCUUAGAGUGUCUCUUUCAGAUGAAGAAAUUGUUGGGAUUCUUCAUUCUAUCAAGCAAACCAUUGAAGGGAGGCAACAGCAACUUGCAAGUAGCUCAGAGGUAAAUGUGUCCAUAGAAAUUCUAAACUGGUUGUGGAGACAGAAGAAAAGAGUUCAGGAUGACAUCCCAGUGCCAGUCAUCCUAGAGGAUGGAAAAUGUACCCUCAAACCUCUGUCAACAGCAGUCUUCUGUGACAUAAGUAGAAACGGUUUGGAAAAGAUGAAGUACAGCCAGGAAGAAAUACUAAUUGUACAUGAGGAAAUACCAAAAGCAACAGCUGAAUGGUUGAACAUCCCCCUCCUCAGCACACACAUCCUCGGUCCAGAGUUAGUUGGAAUAGAACAGUGUGGGCAGUCGGAACCAAUAACAACAAGGAUUAAAAACAUCCUGAAAGAGUACGAUGAAGAAAGGGACAUUUUCAAAGAGCUUAUUCAGAAUGCAGAGGAUGCUGGGGCAGACACCUGCAAAUUCUUGGUGGAUUUCAGAGUGCACCAUGAUUCCCCCGAUAGCGUAAUUGACCCCGGCAUGGCCCUUUGCCAGGGGCCCUGUCUUUGGGCUUUUAAUAAUCAGCAAUUCACAGCUGAUGAUUGGAAAAAUAUCACCAGAGUAGGUUCUGCCUCAAAGGAAGACAAGGUGGAAAAGAUUGGAAAGUUUGGACUUGGAUUCAACACUGUGUAUCAUGUGACCGAUGUUCCCUCUAUCCUCAGUGGUACCACCCUCCUGAUAUUCGAUCCAAAUGUAACUCACCUUACAAAGCACAUCAAAAACAAAGGGAAUCCUGGAAUCAAGCUGGACCUCUCUCAGCAACAAGUUCUUGUUUAUUUUCCUGGUCAGUUUGGACCCUAUGAGCACAUUUUCAACUGUAGCUUCAACAGAAAAAGUCCUCCUGAACCCUAUCCAGGCACUCUGAUCAGACUCCCUUUCCGAACUCCAGAAGAGGCUGUCAGCUCGGAAAUAAGCAAAAAGGUCUAUUAUAGGCCUGACAUCAUGGCUUUUCAACAGCACCUCACUAACAAUCCACAAAAUCACCUGCUAUUUCUGAAGUACAUCAACACGGUGUCACUAGAAAACAUCUCAAAUGAUGCACUGACUCCUCCCAGAGAAGACCAAAUACAAACGGUCCUCACUGUGUCCAAAACUAUUGAGAAUACAAUUAAGGUUCCAGAUGAAUCCUUGCUGUCAAAGCAACACCAAGCUAAGAAACUCAUGAAACUUGAUGGAAAAUACAAAGACAUGAUUGACUACAGCACAGUCAGCACAGUCAACAUAACCAGUCAGCAGCAUGGGAAGUCUCAAGACCAGUUAUGGCUUCUUUACAACUGCUUUGGAACACAACAGGCUUUGAAAAUGGCCCUCACAGACAACAAACAAGCUCGUUUCUCCUUGCCCAUUGGUGGGGUUGCUGUGCCUUUUCAGAGACAUAUAGAAACCAGGAAAGCUGACACAAUACAAGCAGAACUUGUGGGGCAGGCAUUUUGCUUCCUUCCGCUUUCGAUUCACACAGGCCUACCAGUCAACGUGAACGGAAUAUUUGCUGUGACGAGUAAUCGGAAGGGUUUAUGGGAGAGUGGAGUGAAACACGAGUGGAACAAAGCUCUUCUUCAGGAUCCUGUAGUGACAGCUUAUGUUACUGUGCUUUCAGUAUUAAAGGAAAUGUCUGAAAAGAAGCAAAUGGAAGGUUACAGCUACCAUAAUUUUUGGCCUGAUAGGCAGAAAGUGAGUCAAAACUUCAAGCCUUUGGUGGAUGCGUUUUACACUGCCAUUGCACAGCAUUCCUUUGCUGCAGAGCUCUUUAGUGAUGGUAACAAGUGGUGCUCAAUGAACAAUGCCAUAUUUUUACAUCAGAGCAUUGAAGAAGAUAGAAAAGUGAGUGAACUGGCAAUGCAGGUGUGUCAAAAACAUUGCAAACCACCCAGCUGUGUUAUUCCACUUCCGCCGUGGCUGAGAAACAGCUUUAAACAGGCUGGUCUGGAAGAGCAUUUACAGAGCAGAACACUGGACUGGCAGAGAUUUUACAGAGACAUAGUCUUUAGUGAUCUUGCCACCAUGGACCCAAAAAGCAGAGAUAUUCUUGUCCUGCAUGCUAUUGACCUUAACAUGAAAGAAAUCGACAGUUUACUGAUGAGCUAUCCAUGCAUCCCUGCAAAGAGUGGACAGCUGCAGUUCAUCAAGAAACUUGUGAAUCCAUCAGGAAAAGCAGCCUGUCUUUUCAAACAGGAAAAGGGACGCUUGCUUGGGGGCACCAAGAAUGACUUUUGCUCUUUAAAAAGGGUUCAUCGAUUGCUAGAACUUGGAAUGGUGAAUGACAAUCUCCCAUUGGAAGACAUCACAGAGAAAGCAGGCGCAACUGCUAAAAUCUUCCAGACUGAUAAAAAGAAAACAUAUGAGCAUGUGAAAUGUCUUCUGGAACUCAUGAAGAGUCACCUGCAUGAUGCAGACUCUUAUCACUGGGAGACACUGAAGAGUACUGCAUUUCUUCCAGCAUUUUGUCCAGAAAGUACACAUUUGGACAGUAUGGUAGCACUCAGAAAGCCCAUUGAUGUAUUCAGUGACAGUUGCUACCUACUUGUAAACAUGACACAGCCUGUGUUAGAUAAUCCAAACUUGAAGAUGCACACUUCUGACCCAGUUCUACAGUUUUUGGGAGUUUGUGACCGUCCAGAGCCUGAAACGGUGCUUAAGCAGCUGCAGGAAGCACAUAAACAAGCUCAAAACAUUGACAAAGCCUUGUUGAACAAACUAGUCAGUGAGUGUUACAGGUUUUUAGAUGAGCUCCUCUGUGAUUCCAGACAUUCCACACUCAUUUGCAAGGCAGCAAAUUCAUUUCCAUUUGUUCUUGUUGGCGACACUUUUGUGGACAUAAAAGAAACAGCAGAAAAUGAGCAGUUUGAAGCAAAACCCUAUCUCCACGUACUCCCUCACACCUUCACUUGUUUUAAAAGACUUUGGGAAUGUGUAGGUGUGGAAAAGAAAUACACAACCAACCAGUUUUUCACUGUGCUCCAGAAACUGUACACACAACACAGAAACAAGCCCCUACCGAAGACUGAUCUCACAAUGUGCCUUACUAUCUUAAAUAUGGGGAUAUUUGAGGCCAAAGAGAAAAUAACAUCAGACUGCCUUAUACCCAAUCAACAUGGUGUUUUGCAACCUGCAAGCAAACUCUUCUACAAUGACAGCCCAUGGAUGCCAGUCAGUUCGGGGGUCACAUUAUGUCACGAGAAGAUCUCACGUGUUGUGGCUCAUUAUUUUGGGAUCAAAACCACCAGGCAUCAUACUUUGGAAAACCACACCAUUCCAAACAAUUCCCCAUUUGUGUUUCACUUCCAACAACAGGAGCAACUAACCGUUCGGCUCAAAAACAUAAUUUCAGCCUAUCCAGCCAAGAAGGACAUCCUUAAAGAGCUUCUCCAAAAUGCAGAUGAUGCAGAAGCAACAGAAGUUCACUUUGUUUGGGAUAAACGAAAACACGGGACAGAAAAAACAUUUGGAAAGAAGUGGAACCACCUUCAAGGUCCAGCGCUGUGUGUGUACAACAACAGAGUGUUUUCUGAUGCUGAUCUCAUUGGUAUUCAACAGCUGGGAGAAGGGGGAAAGCACAACUCUCCAGGAAAAAUAGGGAAAUAUGGAGUAGGCUUCAACUCAGUCUACCAUCUGACUGACUGCCCUUCAAUCUUGACUGGAGAUGAAUUACUCUGUAUUUCUGAUCCCAAUCAAAAAUACAUAGAUGAUUCAGGCAAAUCGCCAGCUGGUAUUGGCUAUAACCUGGCUCCUAUUUUUAAGGAGAUGUACAAAGAUGUCUAUGACACGUUCCUUCCAGAGGACUUCCCCCUUAAAGAGGGAACCAUGUUCAGACUGCCGUUGAGAAUGGGAACUAUGGCAGAUAGCUCAAAAAUAUCAAAGCAAGGAGUCACCGACCAUGACAUGAAGGAGCUGUGCUCGGCUCUGUCUGAAGACCCAGAAGGACUAAUUCUGUUUCUGAAAAACAUCAACAAAAUAGAAGUCCACACAAUCGAUGCUCAUACAAGGAAACGUACAACCAUGUUUAUGGUUAAAAAGAACCUAGCAGAGGCAAGCAAAGACAACAAAGCUACAUUUCGAGAGCAUUUACAAAAUGCUCUACAAUUUGGCAAAGUAGUAACUCCACACAAGGCUAUUUAUGAAAUCAAAAUUUCAUCCUCAGAUAAAAGACAAAGUAACUGGAUCAUUGCCGAGCAGUUUGGCUCAUUUAAGAACAGUGGUGAAAAUCAACCAGAGCACCUUCCCCAAGCAGCAGUGGCCGCACGUUGGCCCACUAAACAAAUCAGCGACUUUAAAGGAGAGGCCUUUUGCUCACUUCCUCUGCCAGGAAAAACAGGCCUUCCUGUGCAUGUCAAUGGAAACUUUGAGGUAGAUUCUGCCAGGAGAAGCCUUUGGAAAGAAGAUGGUCAAAAUAUGAAAUCUAACUGGAAUGAAUCUUUGAAGCAGAACGCCAUAGCUCCACUGUAUGCAGAGCUCCUUCAUUACAUCAGAUGCAGAAAUGUAAUGCUGAAAGUCUCCUUUUCACAACUUGAAUCAUGUUUUGAUCGUUCCUAUUUGUGUUUUUUCCCCAUUGUGGAAAAAGAUGUUCCUCCGGAAUGGCAUGAAAUGAUACAUGAGGUCUACAGAUCGCUCAGCGAAAGAGCUCUGAAUGUCAUUCCAGUCAUGAAGAAGUCAACACGUAAAAUUGCAGAUAGAGAAAUUAAAGAGUACAGCUUUGACUGGUGUAAUGUUGCAGAAACAGAAUCAACUAAAGUGCCACACUUGAUGGACUCAGUAUUUCAUCAUAUUGUUGACAUUUUGGAAGAUCUUGGGAUGAGAUUAGUUCCUCAGUCUCCAAAAAUGAUUAAAAUUUGGACCAGUUUCAAAAGUGUGGGUGUUGAAGUGAAGCACGUGUGUCCAGAGACUGUGCAAAAAUUUCUGAGAGAAAAACCACUCAAUGACUCAACCCAAACAAACACGGGGUUACCGCUGCCCAUACACGCCACUCUGAUCAGGAAUGCAGAAAGAUGUUCAGAGCUUUUGAAGUUCUGCUUGGCAAAUUUAGCCAAGAAAAGCCCUACCACUGUUGAUCCCAGUGCACUAAAUGGGCUCCCUCUUCUUCUGACUAAAGAUGACGUUCUAAGAGUGUUCAAUUCCAACUUCCCCAAACUGAUAUCAAGAUAUGACAGUCUGUUCAUUGGUUAUGAGGAGGAAUUUGCCAGAUAUGAGACAAACGGCAGCCAUGUGGCUGUUCUACAAGCAUGCCACCUUGUCAACACUGUGACACUUCCUGUUGCUAAAAAGUAUUUGAAGCCAGUCCUUCAGAUUUUUCUUCAAGACUGUGAAGUUGAUCCACGUAGUGGUCUUCAUGUCCCCAACAAGCCAGUAACAGACUGGCUGAAAUUAUUUUGGAGGUUCUUGACAAAUGAAUCCAAAAGUGGAGAUGAUCAUGAACUGAUACAUGAUAAUGUCAUUAAGCUGUUUGGUGACUUUUGCGCCCUGCCUGUUGUGUCACCACGGCUAGAUAACAAGCACUUCCUGCAAACAAUAAGGGCUGUACCAAGUGUGAUUCCCUUUCCAUCAAGUGACAUAUCAAAAAUUCUCUUUACUGGAUUUAUGACACGUGACAAUUUGUUCUUCAGUGAUAUAACCAGCGCGGUAUAUCCUGUUUUACAUCACAAACUUAUGAAUGUAGAAGAUAGACGUUCUGUGAUGGACCAACUCUGUAACAUCGAUCGCUCAGAGUUUUCCCACCUUUCCUAUGCUGACAUGAAAAAGCUUCAGUGCUUCCUACAGUCUGAAGUGCCCAAUAAUUACGAUUAUCAGCAAAAGCUCAAAUCCUUACCGUUGUUUGAAACAAUACAGGAUGAGCAAGUGAGGAUUGAUGGCCCUAAAGAAGUAUUUGUUCUCAUAUUGGGAACACUGACGAUGUUUCCAGAUUUGUUCAUGCUGCCGGACACCAACAGCAUUUUCCUCAAAUACAGUCUUGAGAAUGAGAUUCUUUCGCAAGUCCUGAACAUCACCAUCCUAACAGACUUGGACUAUUUCUGCCGCUUCAUCCUGCCCAUCAUGCACAAACUCACAGAGGCACAGCUGCUUCACUGCAUGAAACUCUUACUGUCGCUACAGUUCAACGACAAAUAUCAAAAGUAUCAGAACAAAAUCAUCUCCUCAAUGAAAGGAGUGAAACUGAUUUGCAGCGCUGAAGGCAGAAUGGAGCAGGCAUCAUACUACUAUGAUGACUCUGUUCAUUUAUACAAGAUUAUGCUGCCAAAGGAAAAGUUUGUGCCUCAAACAUUUUGGACUGAGGUGUGCAACAAAAACUCAACAUUGUUGAGACAAGCAAGAGACUUUCUUAAAGAACUUGGAAUGAAGCACAAUGUGACCAACGAUGACAUCAUUAGUUUUGCUUACCAGUUAGAGUCAGAAGCAGACGGAAGCUGUAGACUUGACGAAUUAAAACGGAAAUCGUCGUUGCUAUUGACAACAGCCCUGAGAAAUGCAAGUGAUGACCAAAAGCAGGACAAGACAUUGUUGGAGAGCAUAGCUGACAUCAGAUUCAUUUUUCCUGUGAAAAUUCGGGCAGAACUGUGCAGCUAUCACAAGCCAUUUGCUGCUGAGACAACUGCUGUAAGCAUCAGAGGUUCUCUGAUUGACAGCGAUCCUAAGCACCAAGACCUGAUUUGGUCAUCAAUGCCAAUUAUAGAGCUGCCAUUGUAUAGGUCGCAGAAAUACGUGGAAAUUAUGAAAAAUGCAGGAGCUCUUGAGCAACCCCCUCCGCACUGUGUAACCACUAACAUGAGCAACAUCUGUCAGAGGCCUUGUAUAAAUGAGGACGUGAUCAAAACCAGAGCAAAAGUGUUCCGGAGUUCUUAUGCCUACCUGCAGACAAACAAAUUUGAAGGCCAGCCGUUGACCGGACUCCCUGUUGUGCUGGUUGAAAAAGAUACCAAACUGGUGACAGCAGAAGAGACAUCACUCACACUCUCCAAUGACCUCGAUUUCAGGCCCUAUCUGUACAAGAUAACUGGAGCGGAUGCCAUGUACGCUGACUUUUUCAAGAAAAUCGGUGUUCAGCCAGAACCCACAGCAGUGCAGUACUGUAAUGUUCUGGCAGGAGUUUAUGCCGAUUCUGUUGAUAAAACCCAACUGCACAAUAACCAAAUCACCACUGUAAAGCGUGCUGUUGGCCAGCUGUUAGAGUUGAUCCAAAAUAAGCAAAAACAGCCCCUUCUUGAAGAUGUCCAAACAUUGUAUCUUCCCUCAGUAGAUGGCAGAUUACACCCAUCAUGCGCACUGUAUUUCAACGACACAGUGUUUGAGGCUAGAAGGUUAGAAGCUGCACUGGAGAACACGUUCCCGUUGCUUGAGAAACUCAGUGCAUGCCAUCUGGGCAGUGACGUUUAUGAGCAUCAUCGGCUGCUGCAAGUCCUACCUCAGAAACUUCAACCCAAAAUGCUGUCCCUGUUUAUGACAGAGAAAAUGGUGGAAAUGCACAUGCAACUGUGUGAGUAUGGAGUCCACUGCGAAUUCAGUGGGUGGUUUGACAAACAUUUGUCCUCUGCAGCCUUUCGGCAUGGACUAAUCUGUCUCAUCAGACAGCAUUCUGAGGGAGAGAUAACUCAAGCAGAUGCCAAUGACAUGUGCCAGAAUGCCUUUGGCAGUAUUCAGAUUAUCUGCUGCAAAAGCCUUGAAACAGAGCUUUGGUUUGAAAAACAGCCUCUACACAAUACCGCUGCUGAAACGGACGUUUUUAUCAGUAGAGAACAACAAGGCUGCAUUUUAUAUUUAAAACACGGUGACAACACUGCUCUUAAGGUCGUAAAUGAAGUCAAUAUGACUCUGACAAAGGAAAUUAAUGCCCUUUUAGGUAACAGGGUCGCAGCGAUUCACCUGCCCGUCCUUGGACAACUUCUCAUGUGCGACACUUUGGAAGAUGUUCAGAAAACGCUGGCUAAGAAUGAGAUCCGCGACACAGCUGAAACAGAUAGCUGUCUUCUCAAUACACCAGCACCUGGGACAGAUAUUCCUGAAGAAUGGUAUGAUGCCCUGGACAUGAACGUCCUCAAUAAUUUUGAGGAGGGGGAGUAUGUUGGCUACAACAUCAAUGGAACAUAUAUUUAUGCAGUCAUUGUUGAAGAACUGCCUGGGCAUGCUGGUUGGUAUUCACAAAGAUAUAAAAUUGAUGUAGGACAAGAUGACUCGGUUGAAGUCAGUUCCCUUGACCUUUACCAGUUUAAACAAGAGAGAAAAACUUUUGGCUGGAGCAUGGAUGGAGCAUCAAUGCAGCAUGGAUCUGGUGGAGCAUCCUGCAUGAGCUUGGAACCACUAGCUGGAUCUGUGCCGCAUUUUGCCCAAACAUCGCCUACACGAUCCUCAUCUGCGAGAUCCACACCAGUGUCUCUGGAGGAAGCCAAAAAAGAAAUCGAUGAGUGUUUGGCAGAGAUCUGGAAGCUUCCCGUGGAGGAUAGGACAAAAGCAAUCAAGAGAUUAUUCCUUAGGUGGCAUCCUGACAAAAACCUUGACUGUGAAGAGCUUUACAAUGAGGCCUUCAAAUAUUUGCAGAACAGAAUCAAUGAGCUCACGAAAGGUAGAAGUCCACAAUCAGGCUUUUCAAGGGAAUACCCAGAUUUCACAAAUUUCUUUUACCAGUGGAAUCAGGAGGCCAGGGGCCACAAAAGAAGUCGAGAGAGGUUCUAUCAAGACAGGUUCUAUAGAAACCAUCAUUCCUAUAACUUUUGGACCCAUUAUAGAAAUGUUCCAAGGCCAAACAAAUCAGAGGCCCAACGCUGGUGUAGGCAGGCCCGCUGCGACCUCAAUGCAGCUUCCAGUGACACGGGUGUUGGCAACACGGAGUGGUGUCUCUUCAUCCACCAAGCAGUAGAAAAAUCCCUCGUAGCUGCCGAAUAUAAGCGAAGAGGUGAGCGCCCAUCAGGCUGUUCCAUCUCAGUCAUUGCCCAACAAGUUUCCUUCUACAACGAGAAGCUUCAUGUUCUGCCUCAAAUUGUGGAAGAUCUGGUAGCGCUGGGAGUAGAUGCUAAAAAGACUCAAUAUCCCAACUGCCACCCGUUUCCCCACAUUCCAAAUGGACAGUUCAAAUUGGCAAAUGAAAAGCAAGCACGGGAUAAGGCGUCAGAGCUUCUCAAGUUAAUUGAAGAAUAUGUCAAUUAAGAAUUCCCGAUUUUUAAAACGUGUUUGACAGACACGACAAUUUAACGUUGUUGAAGUGUUGUUGAUCAUACGAGGGCUGUCAAUAAAGUAACGGUCCUUUUUAUUUUUUUCAAAAACUAUAUGGAUUUCAUUCAUAUGUUUUUACGUCAGACAUGCU